This is a messenger RNA of Puntigrus tetrazona (Sumatra barb), 6821 nucleotides long. RefSeq names its product ALMS1 centrosome and basal body associated protein (gene alms1). Gene Ontology annotation, cellular component: centrosome; centriole; cytosol. Bases 30 to 6530 code for a protein of 2166 amino acids. Gene Ontology annotation, biological process: regulation of centriole replication. NCBI's taxonomy places the organism in Eukaryota, Metazoa, Chordata, Actinopteri, Cypriniformes, Cyprinidae. The transcript is spliced from 19 exons. The record is from RefSeq and is a predicted model, not a curated record.
CAAACUCCGGUGGGGUCAAGCAAGUGCGCAUGCGCGUUAACGUCUGCGUCAGUAACGACAUGGAUUCAGAGGAGUGUGCUGCGGACGUAAACAAUCCCCCUGCAGAUAUUCCCUGCCAGCAGCAUGGACAAAAUAUGCAUGAUUCAGAGGCUAGCAGACCAUGCACAGAUCCUGAUAAUGAUGAAAGACCAUUUAGUAACACUCAGGAUUCAAGUGUGCAGCCACUCAUAGACAGAUCUGAGACUUUACAACUGGAGUUUCAGAAUAGCCAGUUGUCACCUGCACUUACCCUGCAUCCCUGUCUGGACAAAUCUCACCUUCUUUCUGACUCCACAUUUUAUCAGCAUUCAGAUGCAGAAUUUGUCCCUCUUCGGGGAUUUCCUGACUUCUCAGUGAUGACUGAGAGAUGCCCCAGGACUUCAAAUGUAGCUGUUACUGAUGAUCCCCACCUCCAAAAUACUGUUCUUGACCAGGCUGUGCUUUCCCAGCAUCCGUUGGAGGCACCAACAGUCCUCUCAGAGGGUGAAAAUAGCUGCUGUUCACUCUCCCAGCACAGCCUGUCACCUGGAGACCAUUGCAAAGAGCGUGAAGAUCAACGGAGCAUUUCAUAUGGUGCUGAGGACAAAAUCAUCAGACAUAUGGAAGGAGAGGAGCAGACCACUGCUCAGCAGCUUAGUGAUGGAAUGUCUACUCGGCACUUGGUAGUGUCCAGGGAAGAGGAUGUUAGUGACAACAGUACCAUUUCCUCCACCUCUGAAUUUGCCACACUUCACCAAAACAUAGAUAAAAUCCAAUUAGAUACUUUCGUGAAUCUUCAAAAAGGCAGAGAGCAGCCCCAAGGGGACUCUUUGUCAUUAUCAUCUUCAUUUCGAAAGGCUGCAGAUGUUUCAAAUAUAACUUUUCGUGAUUCACGGAUACUUUCACAUCAAACAAAUGAUCAUCUUCAUGAUCAUCUGUCUGCAGGACAGAGAGGCUCAAUCUCAGCUCCUGCAAGCAGGCACCAUAGUGGGAACAAAAGCUCUCUUAGUGGACUGUGUGCCACACCAGCUGGUGAAGGUUUAAUGCGCGUACAAGAUCUACAGAAAGUGCUCUGUAGCUCUGGUCAUCUAACAGCAGCAGAUGGUUCAUUCUUGAGCUCUCAGCCUGUGUCUCAGUCCACACCUGCACUACCUCUCAUGAGACCCCCACCAUCAUUGACCAAACUCUCACUCAUACACUCCAAACAAGAGGCUGCUGCUUCUGCGGCUACAUCCUCCCAAAACAGCCAAUGCAAAAGUGGCUUAAUUCCAUCGUUGGACUUAAGCGAUCAACGUUCCUCUCCCAUUCACUCUCAAACAACAGCUACAGUUCCUUUAGAACCUUCAGAGACUGUGCAAACAAUGUCACAUGCCCAUCCCAUUUCAAACAAACAAGUUCCUCGUCCUAUUUUAAAUGCAUCUCACCCCGAUACUCAACUUUUUUUCUCUAGUGCUCGAGAUCAGGUUCCUCUUUUGGCCCUUGGGAGAGUACAUUCUCUUCCCAGUCUGAACUACUUACAAAAAGUGGAUGCCUGGAAAGCCAAUCAAAGUUCUAGCAGGUCGUUUUAUGAUAAUUUGGCACAACAAGGGUUUGAUGGUGUUUCUCCCAAGAAAAAAGCAAAGGAUGUUGUGUCUGAAGAACUUAACCACAUGCUCUCUCGAGAUACACAUCUGACAUUUGGUACUAAUUUCAGCUCCCAGAUGACUCAGCCACUUUCCUCUUCUCAUUCUGGAAGUGGCUCACCUCGUCGGGUGGAUGUAGUCGGGAUGGGUGCGUGCAGAGGACAAGCAACUGAGUCGCCUGUCAAUCGCUCACACUCUCACUCCUCACUGAGCUCUGUGGUGACAUCUAUUCAGAGAGACACCGUUCCACACAAUCAGCAAGUUCCAGUGGCACAAUCUAUUAACAUCAUUCCAGCUACCAGUACAUUGGACUAUCAGUCGUCCUUCAGUUCAGGUGGAAGGUGUGAAGGAAAGAAUAUCUCAGCUCCUCAAAUUGAUAAAAGCUCAGUGAAGAUGUCUCAUAUGCCCAGUUUGGGGCACUUCAGUGAUGUGUCAUCAAGCUUUAACAUGAGCAGCACUCUUUCAAGCUCUCAAGGCAGUUGCCGUGAUGAACAGAGUAUGCGAGCAUCAGUGGGAGCCAACUCUUCGGUAGUGAGUCUUGAAGUAGAUAAUUAUGCACCGUACUGGACCUCCAGACCUGCAUCCCCUCCUCACACUAGAGAACUCAACAUUGAGGACAGGAUCCCUUUGUAUCUCUUAAAUUUGGGUAUCGAUCAGUCACCUUCAACAAUCUUAAAUCCAUUUACUCGUCGAGGACCGAUCAGAGAGCCUGAAUUCUCUCCUACUGACUUAUGUACCAUCAAAGGCUCCAUAGGAACACCAACUAAAAGCACACAGCCAUCUGAAGUUGACAGUCUUCAGAAGGAGACAUUCUCCAGUUCUAGUCAGCUCUCAGCUGACUCCAGUGCUUCUGUCACACAACGAUUGUCAAAGCAUGUGCAAGGCCAACCAGCCAGUGACAGAACUGUAAGGAAGAUGUUCAGCCAGGCGGAUACUCAACCAAUUCUUCAUUCAACUUUACAUCCUUCAUCAAGCCAUCAAAGUGAAGGAAGCUCUGGCCUUCCUAGCUCAGAAUCCGUGCCUCCUCCAGGUCCCAGAGAGGUGGUGAAGGAGGAGGAUGACUCUUUUGUAGGCUCUGGAACACUGCAUGAAAUCAGACGUCUGCUGGGCCGGGCAGAAAGCUUGGUUUCUGGUAGAUCUUCUCUGACAUCUUCUCCUUGCUCACACCGCCUCUCAGAAAGUGACACAUCCCUUGUUUCGUUAGGACGGAAAAUUAAAAGUUAUCAUGAUGACACAUCUCUGUCAGCUGGUGGGAAUCUUUCUUUGAUGCUGACACGCUCUUCAUCAGAUUCGGUUUUGAAAGGAAGCUUGUCAUCCUCCCAAAUGCCUCAACAGAUUGACCACACAACUAUAGAGCCUACCACUCUCUCUUUUAGCAGAGAGGAAAGUUUGAAGUCACGUGACCUCUGUGUGACCCCAAGGCGGGCUGAACCUGAAGGCUGCAGUGCUGCAGACCCAGACAAGGCAAAGCCACCUACAGUCACAUCUGCCCUGCAGAUAGUUGUUCCUUCGAUAGCAGAAACCCAGGACCAGACUGAGGAUGCUCUGAUUGGCUUUUCUGAGAAUAAUUCGUCUCAAGUCUCAGUUGAGGUUGAGAGUAUGAGUGACAGUAGCAGCGAGAGCUCAUUGGCUGCCAGAGUUGCCAAGCUCCUGCAGAGUGAGUCACCCGUUUCAAUGGUUACAAGCCGUCCAAGCACCAGUGAUCCAGAAGAUAGCCGAGCACGAGAAUGGAUCCUGAUGAAGGUUUCUGGACGCCAGUGUGAAAGCUUAGAACUAAAUGCUGAGGACAGAGAGAGAAUUGAAGACAUCAAAAGAGAGCUUCUACUCAACACCAAAUACACCAAGUGGAGCUCAGAUUCUGAGGGCAGUGCUCAGUCAAGUGUUGGUCCUGAAUCUCAGCUAACAAAGGGUGGAGGUGGACUACGUAACAUGGAGAAUCAUUAUUCAGAUCAGCCGCUGAUAGUCAAUCCAAAACCGUUGGACACAGUUCCUCUUUACAUUCCUAUCCAGCAGGAUCUAGAGGCCAAAGUUCGCCAGAUUGCCCUUAGAGAGGCGCUCAGUUCACAGACUUUUUCUUCUGUUACUAUAUCUACCACUCGCCGCACUCCAUCUCCACAGCCACCAUCACAUUGCCCUAUUAGUGCUACUGAGGAAUUGAACAGUGUUAGUCCUGACCAUGUGACUUCAGAGAGCAUUAGCCAAAUGAGACUUCAUCAAACUGUUAUACCCAAUGAAUCUGGAAUAGAAAAAGAGACGCUGAGAGAAGAACAACAGAGAGAUGAGAAUAACAGAGAAGUAAUGCCGGAUGACAACAAAGAGAACAUUGUUACAAAACAUUCCCUAAGAAUCCAAAGAAUACCUCAUAUGGACUAUCAUGUCACUGGCAGUAACCAGAUAUUAUUCAGUGCUGCAUCAGAUUCAGACUUUGACAAGAAGCCCCAUCUCUCUCAAAUGCACUUCACCUUAUCGCCCAAAUCGAAAAAGCAGUCCAAUCCAAACUGCUUAAGCAGACUAUCCAGUGAACACUCCAGUAAAGAUGUCCAGUCUCCAGUGGUGUCAGGCAUGAAUGAUCAACAUCUGCAUUCCUUUCAGCAAAUUUCAAAAUCAGAUCCUGCCAGAUCAUAUGAACACAGAGAGUCAGUUCAAGGCCAGAAUGCUGGAAGUGUCAGUGCACACUUACAGGCCAGAUUCCCACAAACUUUUGCUCCCUCUCAGAGGCUUCCUGGGACAUCCAGAUCUCUCUCUGCCCAAGCAGCUGUCCCUUCCCUGUUGCCAUACAAACCUCAUGGAAGCUCUGAGCUGUUCUACGUCCCGCAGGCUGAUCCAGAGCUUUCUCCUGGUCGCUCUGACACCACUGUAGAAAGCUCGCACCCAGGUUCUGACGAUGCUGUCCCUCCAAACUUUAAUACAGACAUUUUAGGCUCUAGAGAGCUAGAAGACAACAUAAUUACACCAAAACACAAGGAAGGCAUCUACAGUAAGAGGGCCAAUAUGAAGAGAGUUUCCAGUGUGUCUGAAAAUGGUCUCCUAGAAUCAGUAGCCACAUUUGCUGACCAGAAUGACAAUACUGCUCCUGAAGCUCAUGUUCUUGAGAAGAACAUUGAUACUGUUGGCAUAGAUGAUGAGUAUAGAGAUGAAGAAGAAAAUUUUGUCCCCUUGCCCAUGGAGGCAGACUACAGUACAGAUGACGUGCAUCUGCACACUAACACUAUUCAAGAGCCCAAAUUACCACUUGAACCACAUUAUUUACCUUCUCAGCCAAUCAGAAAGUCCUACAGGGGUGACAAGAAAAAGGAGGACAGAACACCUCAUGAUGUUAGCAUAGAGAUUAGCAGCUCUCUGGACCAGCUGUGGCGGCGCUUCAGUGAAAAAUGGAGCAUGGAAGAGACAAGACCAACUGAUAAAGGAGAAACGUCUCUGCUUGAUAGACUGGAGCGUCUGUCUCGUCUCAUUCACAACACUACUCCAACAGACCUAACUAUACAACAGUCACACAGCAGGAAAGGAGGGUGUUACAGGAGGAGUGAUCAAGAGGAUGGGACCACAGAGGGAGAAGAGCAAAGAGAAGGAGUUCAGUUAGACAUGGCUCCACAACAAGCUUGGACUGAGCAUGAGGCGAGUCAGGACAGAGUGCAUCGCUGUCCUGCUGAGAGAGAUGAGUCUGCGAGUGUGGAGACGAGCAGUAGCCUGUCCACCGUUGACACAGAGCGGCUGCUGCAAGCUUUUGGACGUCACCGGGUCACCAGUAAGGCACUGAAAAGCAGUGACAGCAUGCUUAAACCUGGCAGAAGGAAACCCCGUACUAAACAUGUUGCCGUCUCUGUUGCUACCGAUGAUAUGAGCACUGAUGACUCCACAGUCUCUGCUGAUUCAUUGUCAUCUUCAAGCGCUUUAUCCCCUCAUUCUCAAAGAGGUCUUUCCCAAAACCUCAAUUCCAAAAGGUCAAAGGUCAAACUGGUCAGCAAAGGUGUGCAGGCAGGUGAUUUGGAAAUUGUUAUAAAUGGCACCCGCAGACACACUCGGGACGUAGGCACCAUCUUUCCCUCACCAGGUGCUUUCAAAAAUGUCCGUUCAUCGAUCACAUUUGGCAGAAGCAUACAGAGUGGCUUUCCCAUCCCCACUGCUUCCACAUCUAAACCCACCCAAACCCUGACUUCUCUGAAGAAAGACACCAGUAACAAGAGCAUCCGAACUCGCUACCCGAACGGUGUCUCAUGGUUCGUCGCAGCUGAUGAGCUUAAGUGUGAUGGUCGCAAGGAAAACCAGCCACAGACCGAAUCAACACCUUGCCCAAGCCAAGUCUGGUUUCAGCCUUACACUAGAACCAGACCCUGGAGAGAAAUGACUAGAGAACCACUGAGAGAGCGACAGAACCAACAAGAACAAGAGAGACCAACAGAGGCAUUAACAGCUACAGAGACGGAUGUCAGUGACAAACCCUCAGAUCUUGUUCGACUUUCACUGCAGGAAGCUCUGGAGCUCCAUCGGCCAGAGUUUGUAUCUCGCUCAAGGGAGCGGAUGAAGCGUCUGGGCUUUCUGGUGGAGGAGAGGAGGUUACAGGCAGUCUUCAACAGAGAGAGAGAAGAGCUCUUCAACUGCCCCGCACCAUCACGUCCAUAUAGACCAGCAGCUCCAGUACCACGUAAACGAGUUGUUCCAAGAAGAGAGAUGAUCCAAAGAUCCAAAGAUUGGGUAGGGAGGAAAUCACACAGUCAGAGAAUAGUCAGGACAGACAGACUCAAGAGGAAAUAUGCUCAACUUCCUGAGGUCCAGAGGAGAAGGGAAGAGGAAAGGAGACAGGCAGAGCACCGCUCGUACCGCCUAAACGCUCAACUCUUUAACAAGAAAGUCACCAAUCGAGUUUUAGGAAGGAGAGCACCCUGGCAGUGAUCCAGAAAGCCUUACUGUUCUUUGAAUGUGACAGGUCCUGUGGGUGUUUUUAUAUGGGGUGAUAUUUUAUAAUGGUUCUCUUUUGCAAGUGUUGUUAGGUAUAUGUGUGCGUUCGGGUUUUAGAUGUGAGAUUUUAACCAAUUGUGAUCGUGUCUUAUUUAUGGAGUUGCAGUGUUGGAUUGUUUUAUUAUGACUAUUAUAAUUACAAAAUUAUUUUUUACUAUGUCUGUCUUUGCUCAGUUUGAGCAAUAUUUUUAUGAGCUGAAUAAAUAAGCAGGUAUUUGUAAGAGA